Glycine soja is the source of this 958-nucleotide messenger RNA. RefSeq lists its product as uncharacterized. Lineage: Eukaryota; Viridiplantae; Streptophyta; Magnoliopsida; Fabales; Fabaceae. The transcript is spliced from 2 exons. The record is from RefSeq and is a predicted model, not a curated record. Gene Ontology annotation, cellular component: endoplasmic reticulum. The coding region runs from base 209 to 715 and encodes 168 amino acids.
AUUUCUAAAAAUGGAAAGCAAAUGCAAUCAAUGUUUAAUUUAUUAAUUAAUGAAAAAGGAGGAUCAAUCAUACAAUACAACGAUUCAAAGUCCAAGUCUUGGGGAAUUUCCAAUUUCCAGCUCCACCAAGAUCCCUCUUUUCCUACAAACCCAUCUCUCUUUCAUCCCUCCAAUCUUCAUCCUGUGAAAACCGCGAACGAAUCAACAAAUGGGUGGUUGCGUGUUGAAGCUAGUAGAUUCCGUUCUGUUCCUGUUCUUCCUCCUAAUAGCGGUGGUGGCUCCUCUGAUCGACGCUCAAACCUGUCUUCCUCUCUCUUACUUCCCCGACAUCCUCGUCCAACUCAAGGAACAGUACACCAAUGACUACGGCGAUUACCUUGUCGCAGAAAAGCCGCACUUUUUUGUAGGCCUUGUUUGGCUUGAGCUUCUCUUCCAAUGGCCCCUUGCACUCCUCAGCCUCUACGCCAUGCUCACUUCCAAGCCUUGGUUCAACACCACUUGCUUGAUCUAUGGUGUUUCUGUCACUACCUCCAUGGUUGCUAUAUUAUCAGAAAUGAUGAAUUCCAAGAGGGCAUCUGAGAAGCUAUUGACAAUUUAUGCCCCUUUCCUGGGUUUGGGUGUUCUGGCUUUGCUGCGAGGGUUGCUGACGUGUUCAUCCAAAUCAUCUUCAGCUCUAGGCAAAAGAUCUGCAUUGGCAAGGAAAAAGCGAGCUUGAAAGUGUGAGGAUUGAAUCAAACAUGAUAAAAUGGAAAGAGGAGCAUCGUUAUAGUGUGAUUGGGGAUGAAGCAUGCCAAGGUCCCCUCCUGUAACCAAAUUUUUGUAUGUUUUUUUUAUUUAUCUGAGUCCCUUUGAUUGCGUAUCUGAGUAAAAAAGAUUUUGUAUCAGGAGAACAUCAAAUUCCAUCAGGUUGCAUAUUUGCUAUGAGAAGAAAUAAAAUGCUAGCUAGCUACUUGGAUUA